GCUUCACCCAGGUGCCUGGCAGCUACUAGUGUUGUUGUCGGCGCUAGUCUCGCUCGGGCACGAAACACCCUGGUCUUCAAAGGCUGUGCAGCCACUUUUGAUGACUCGUCCCACUCAUCACUUCCCGAUCCGGUCCAUCAGCCCUGCGACAUUGAGAUGGACCUCAUUUCGCAGCCCGUCAUCAUGUCUUUCCAUAUACCGGGGCCAGCCUUCGAGAAGCCAGCCGUAGUCAGGAUCCCAUCGUCGGGCUCAUGUGGGACCUUACCGGGUCCCUUGUGCAGUAGCUUCCAGCUCCCGUCAGCAUGCGUGACCUGGCAGUCUUUAUUGCGAGGCUUAGUGGUCUUUCGUUAAGGCUGCGAUAUCCCAGAUGGCAGGGGAUACUGGUUGACUUGGGCAGUCCUCGGGCCCCAAGGGUGUGGCGUGUUAUGGUUCCAUCCAGUUCAACCUCGAAGUUUUUUUUUCCUUUUCUUUAAAGAAAUGAGCCGCCUUUCCCCAACUCCCGGAUCUAGGCUAACAUCGUCCCAUCUUGUUUGUUUGCAUAUAGUCUCACUGAUCCGUCCAUCCGAUCUGUCAAACUGUUUGGUUCCUGGGAUAACUUCACAAACGAACACAACAUGGAAAGAGAUAGUAGGCGACACUGUGGCCAGUGGAGGGCCUGCCAUUCCUUUAAAGAGAGUGGAGGCUUGAAGAUGGGCGAAACUUAUUUUUACUACUAUGAGGUUAAUGGCACAUCAGAAACACACGAUUCAUCAUUACCAUCUACAACUGCCUGCCCUUAUUUGCCUGGCCAACCGGUCAACACCCUUACUAUCCCCGUUCAGCAGUCACCCCGAAAGCGCAGCGCCUCAGUCAACUCUGUCCGUCGUGGUGACUACAUGACACUCAACCCAGCCGACAAGUUCAUUGCGCCGAGAGCAGCUCCUCCAGUCCCCAUGGCUACCUCGUUCAGCAGAGUUGGCACAUCGGCUGCCAGCGUGCCGAAUCUGGAUCAGCGCUCGCGAUCUGCUUCAAAGCGCCCCGUCUCGCCCACGCCUGCAUGGCCCUGGUCGCCAAGGAAACUCUUUAGCAGGACCAACAGCAAGUCAUCUCUUCGCAAGGAAAACGACACUGACGAGACCGAGGCCAUCUCGGCACCUGUAUCUUCUGUUAUCGACGAUGAGAGGACUGUGAGAUCAUCAUCUAGGGGUAGCUCCAGGUCGCGAGACAUGUCUCCCGAGUCUCUGCGCAGGUUCCUUUCCGACGACAUUCCCACCGAGACAACCCAGGACACCAACUCAGAGCGUCUGGAGCUCGCUAUACCCGACGACAUUGUCGAGGAGAACGAAGACGACGAUAACUUUGCUACCUCGGCCAGGUCCGAGAGCAUCUCCUAUUUCACGGUACUCUCGCCGCCGCCGAGCCAGCGCGCUUUUGCACCGCUGUCGAGACCCGAGACACCAUCUCUGUCUCCUCCUUCGCUAUCACCGGCCAUUUCUUCACCACACUCUACGGCAUCCAACGACAUCCCAUCCUUUUAUCACUCUGACGAGGAAAACGAAAGCGAGGACGACGAUUUUACCUUCCGGCCGCUUCAGAGCGUUGUCGAGAUCAACACCGACGCAGACUCUUUUGGCCAGAGUCUUAUGUCAGCAUUCGCUGGCUACAGCCUUCCCGAGGAGGGACGCGCCAGCAAGGACGCCAGGCGCGUACACAUCAAGGACCAAACACGGGUUUUUGAAAUGUUAUGAAUUCAUGUAUAACUUCACUUUUCGGCUUCCGUUGUCAAAAAUAACUACUUAGAUAAUGAGUAUUUCUCUGGCUUUGUUGCAAGAUACCAUUCUGCAGGGAGUGCCUACACCCCUCAUGUUUUUUUAUCUCCCAUUUUCCUUUGUACUUUUUUUUCUUCGAGAAAUAUAGCGGGUUAGCGGGCUUGCAUGGCGUGGGUCCAGGAAAGGAGGUCUUUUUUUUUUCUCCAUCAUUGUUUACCAGGUGGCGUUGGCCAACGGCCUGGAUGAUAGAAUUAUUGUAACUGAUAAGACAAAUCUGACGGCUCACGUUUGUCACGAUUGGUGUUGAGAGA
Molecule: messenger RNA, 2059 nt
Organism: Pyricularia grisea
Lineage: Eukaryota; Fungi; Ascomycota; Sordariomycetes; Magnaporthales; Pyriculariaceae
Exons: 2
Coding region: 615-1727 (370 amino acids)
Source: RefSeq, a predicted model, not a curated record